Molecule: messenger RNA, 1714 nt
Organism: Styela clava
Lineage: Eukaryota; Metazoa; Chordata; Ascidiacea; Stolidobranchia; Styelidae
Product: U3 small nucleolar RNA-associated protein 15 homolog
Biological process (GO): rRNA processing; positive regulation of transcription by RNA polymerase I
Cellular component (GO): nucleolus
Molecular function (GO): protein binding
Source: RefSeq, a predicted model, not a curated record
UUUGACCGGUCUUAUGGGGAAGUCCCUUGCACACGUUUUGUUGGGUGCUCGGAAUCAUUUUAUGUCAUUUUAUGACGAAUUUUAUGUUACAUACCGUAACGUUAUAGAAUCAUGUCGCAAAAAGUUCUGAACACAUCAAGCAGGUUUAAACGGUUGGAUCGCGUGUCUAACGUUCAUGAAAGGAAGCUUCUUACUGAAGACGGGUAUUACUGGAAAGGAUUGCAGUUUCCUGUCACAGUAAAGGAAUUUGGAGCAGUUACACACAUUGACAUUCAACCAACACAUCCUCACAACAUUGCUGUUUCGUCAGCAACUCGUAUUCAAGUAUAUCAUCAUGAAACUAGUGAAAGAAUUAAAACCUUCUCAAGAUUCCAUAACACUGUAUAUGGUGCAAGUUAUCGCAGGGAUGGAAAAUUAAUAAUUGCAGGAAACGAAGAUUCUAAUGCAAGAUUAUUUGAUACAGAAGGACGUGUUCCAUUGAGAAUUUUUAAAGGUCACACAAGGCCAGUUCAUGUUUCCAAAUUUUGCAACAACCUUACUCAUGUUUUUACUGGGGGUGACGACAAAACAGUGAGAGUGUGGGAUGUUGCAACAGAAAAAUCAAUCAACAAAUUCUCAGAACACGAGGACUAUAUUCGUACCGGAGCCAUUUGUAGAUCGAGCGCAGAUAUUAUUGCAACAGGUUCCUAUGAUCAUCUUGUCAAAUUAUACGACACAAGAACAAAUUCAUCUAUACUUUCUGUUGAUCACGGUCUACCUGUCGAGAGUAUUCUUAUAUAUCCUUCUGGAAGUAUAUUGCUUAGCGCAGGUGGAAACGUAAUUAAAGUCUGGGAUAUUCUGCAAGGAGGAAAAUUGUUGACAAGUUUUAGUCAUCAUCAUAAAUCUAUAACAUGCAUGUCAUUCAAUCACAAUUGUUCAAAAAUAUUAUCAGGAUCAUUAGACAAGCAUGUUAAAAUAUAUGAUGUUGGUUCAUAUAAUGUUGUUCAUAAUGUUGAUUAUCCAGCUCCAAUAUUAAGCUUGGCUAUAUCAAAUGAAGAUAAAACUUUAGCAGUUGGUAUGGUCGAUAAGAUGCUGUCGAUCAGGAAACGAAAAAGUGAUAAAACUAAAGAAGUUGAUGAAUCAAAAAUGUCUCUGAGACGGAAAAAACAAGAGAGUCUUUAUUAUAUUCGGGGAAAAGACUAUAUGCCGAAUGAAGAUGAUAUUGUAAUCUAUCACAAGCAAAAAGAGCAAUUACCAAAAUAUGACAAAUUCUUUAGAAAAUUUCAGCAUAGCAAGGCCCUUGAUGAAGCCUUACAACCUCGGGUGAUGCCAGAAGUUACAGUCGCUGUUUUCAAAGAAUUAAUAAGAAGAGGAUGCUUGAAAUCUGCCAUGGCUGGAAGAACCAAUAUUAAAUUAACAAAUUUAUUAAAAUUUCUAAUAAGGAAUGUUACUAAAAUAAGUUUUACGUCCACACUUCUCGAAGUAUCUGAUGUAUUAGUUGAUCUGUAUUAUCCUGAAAUACAAGAUCACCCACACUCGGUUAGAAUGCUUUUCAUCAAACUGCGAGACAUUGUAAAAAAUGAAGCCGAACUACACAGACAAAUGUUUUCUCUUGUUGGAUGUUUGGAUGCAUUGCUGGCCACUCAUGCAAGGACUGAAAAAGACAUUACUAAACUUACAAACGCCUCAGAUCCAAUUGAGAUUUCUGAAAAAUAAAAAUCUUUUUUAAAGUGUA